GCAGUAAUUUCCUUGGCGCGUAUCGCAGACAGUUUCCCUCCCUCGGGCUGCCCUUUUCUUCGCCGUUGGUCCUCUCGACAUCUUGGUUGCUUGAGCGCCCGCGAACUGCCCGGCUGUUAUCGUUAUCUUGGUUCCGUGGCCGUUUGCGGCGGCCGAUCUCUGCGCCGCAGCGUUGGCGGAACCGCAGCGUCUCAAAAAUUACGGCACGGCCUGCAGCGAAGGGUACAUAGGUCACUGGGAUUGAACGAGAACGACCGGAUUCAAAGAAUGGUGUUGCUCAUCAUGCCACGCGCGUGAAGACGACAGGCGGGGCCGUACCUCCCCCCCGCUAGCCCGGACGACUCUCGGACGACUCGAGGACUGCGCGGAUCUGGAUCUGUUCUGCCCUGCGACUUGCGACUACAGAUACGCUACGCAGUGACGGUCAUGCGGGCCGGCCGCUGGCGCAUGUACCCGUCCCUGUCGCCCACGCUCGGUCGAAAUGGCCCUCCUUAACCCGACCUUCAUCUUUGGCGUUCUCGUCCUGCUCUAUCUCUCGUCAUUCGUUCUUUUUGCCGUCAUUCGCAUCAUCACAGGCGUCUCGAUCCAGCGCGUCGGCUAUUUCUCGCUCCGCCGGCUCGCCUACACCCCGCGCGAUGGCGUCCGCAUCGAGAUCCGCGGCCUGGGCCUCAACGUCCACCGCCCGACUUUCGCCCAACCCACCUGGCUGAGCGUUGUGGUGGACGAGCUUGCUGUGACGGUAGACGCUGAGGAAAUGGAGAGGGCGAAGGCAAAGGAGGCUGCGUCCGAAGACGGGGACUCCGAUUCCGACGUGGCCGAACGAGACUCGAAACCUGCGACACCGAGCACGCCAAGGACGCCGAGGCCUGUGCGGCGGGAUACCGGCUUGGACGAGCGGAGUCAGACAUGGAAGCGGUUGACAAGGGUCAAAGAGCGCAUCAAGCGCCUGCAUCGAAGCCUGAAUUGGCUCCGCAUGGUCGACGUCGUGGCGACCAACUCGACCGUGAGCAUUGCUGGGGUCGGGAGCUUGCAGAUGGGCAGCUUCACCGUUGCCGUUGACACGCGCCGGAAGAUGGUCGAUCGUGCCCGCUUUUUCUUGCCGGGACGGGGGGAGAGGAAGCGACAGAGCGAGCAAGCCGAGUGGAUAAUGACCCUGCGAAGCAUGCUGUUUACGACGGAAGGGGGCGAGGCGCUGGAGGUGCUAGACAUCGCGACCCUGAACAUCCACGGUUAUCUGUACGAAGCUCUCGACGGCCUGCGCGACGCUGCGAUAGCGCUCAAGCUCGGCCGCCUCCAUGUUCCCUACGACGAUGUCCGCAAAAGCAUCGCGCGAUACAAAAAGAUCAGAUCCCAGACCGACCCGGGUUUCGCCCAAGCGGAGCCCGUCGACAUGGUUGUCGACCGCGUGAUUCAGGAGCUUCACGUUCCGGGGAGCACCAACCACGACCUGAUGCAGACCGUUUCCGACUGGAAAGAGCUAGUCAGCUCCGUCCUGCGGGGGAUCAAAGAAGUUCAGUUCGCCGUCAGCUUCAUCGGGCUGACCAAGAAGAUCGACCGCGUCAAACCUGCGGGUUCGCCGAUGCUCCUCACCGCAUCCAUGAAAGAAGUGGGCAUCGAUCUCCAUCGCCUGGAUCCCAAAUCGGCGGCGCAUAGAAUGUACUUCCCUUCCAAGGACAUCGCCCACGAAGCCCUGGCCGCUGCGCUGUCCAUCUCGGUGGCCCUCGACGACGGGCAUGGCAAGCCCGAACGCAUCAUGUACAUCCCAAUGGCUACCACGACGGCCAAAACCACGCUUCCGUCCAAGACGGUGGAGCUGGCCGAUGAGGGCACUGCUGAGCAGCGGAACGCAAACAUCCUCUUUGCCAACUCCGUGGUGACCUCUCCGUCUGUCGAUCUUGACCCCCGCCACCUCCCUCUUCUUUUGGCGCUGCUGCAGCGGAGACCCAAACCGUCAAGAUCUCAGCCUCAGCAGCGGCACAUGCUCAUCUCGCGUCUGCUUCCAAAAGCGAACAUCAAGUUCUCCAUGCACGAGCCGGUUGUGAGGAUAGCGCUUCCGCCGGUCCAGAAAUCAACCGAUCCCGACGACUUUGAUCUCAUCAUCUCAUCCAUAUCCUCCGUGUCUCUGGAUAUGGAGUCUUUCCAUUCCACCGUUGAGGAGCUCCACUACUCCCUGGCUGCGACCAUGAGGGUCCAAACGCACAAUCUGUACUACCAGACCUCGGCAGGGAGCCGAUUCGACCUCCUUGAGACCGAGACUUUUGAACUGAAGGUGCAACUCAACGCUUCGCCGGACGUGCACGUCGUCGCCACUGGAAAUCUCGAGACUUUCACCCUCAAAAUGGUCAGGGAGGAGAUCCGUGAUGGCGUGCGCGAGAUUGUCCGCCAGCUGCGGCUCAACGUCGAGCCCGACAAGCGCGCGGUGUCCAAGACCCCCAAGCACGCCAACUUCCUGCGCGCUCUGCCCGCUUGGCUCCUGCAUUUCCAAUUCCAGUGUUCAGACUGCAGUAUUGAGGUUGCGGGGGUGGACAAGGAGAUUUCCGAAGACUCGCGGGGGUUCGCCAUCCAGCUGGACUCAUGGUCCGCCGACUAUCGCGCCCAGAAACUGGGCGGCUUGGAGAGGCGGCCCUCUCGACGAAGAGCCAGCAGCCGCGGGAUGAUGUCCCCCGAGACGACCGACCUGCUCAAGGCUGUUCCGACAACCCCGCGGAAGAAGUAUCACCACGAAGGCGACGGUCGCCGGAUAUCGCUCCUUGCCCGGGGUUUUGAAGUCUUCAUGGUCGAGUCCGCUGAGAAGUGGGAGUUCGAGCCCUUCGUUAACAUUCCCAAAUUCGAAGUUGCCUUAUCCACCACCAGCGACCAUCAGGGCCCGGUGUUCCAUGUCUACUCGCACAUCAGGACGCUGCUUGUGCAGUACUCCUUGUAUCGCCAUUACGCCGUCGGGGUGGCCCUCUCGAGUCUACGGAGAGCAUUUACGAGGACCAGCAAGACCAGCACCACGGAGCCGAUGACCCCGCCGAUGUCGCCGCAGAGGCGGGUAUUUGGCCACUUGUCACCGACAAUGAAUAACAUGUCCCCUGACCUUUCAUUUGGUGACGCGGAGUCUUGGAGGUCUGCACCAGAGCUAGUCACCGUCGACUUCAGAGCAACCCUCAUCCAGGUGAAGGCUGACUUGCCUUCCGACCCCCCGAUGAUGCUCCGCAUCUAUAACAUGGAGGCAGGCCGUCAUCGGUGGUCGUCGCCGUUCCUACAAGCGAAGCUGAUCCGCCUGUUUGCCGAAGCCCCAAGAAUGCGCCAGGUCUGGGCCAGGGUCGUCGGUAUCAAGAAUCUCCGCCUGGACUACCGCGAGUCACGGCACAAAUCCGCCAGUGGCGGCUUGCGCGAAGAGCGCCUGUUUGACGUCGUCACAGAGAACAUCCGCCUGGCCGUGCCCCACGAGAUGGUGGUGUACAAGAUAACGGACAACUUUGUCAAUACCUUCAAGUCCGUGUUACAGCUCCACCACAGGUUCAAAACCGGCACCAACGAGUAUAUUCUCGAUAAAGGACCGGAAGGCCCGAAGAACGUGCCAAAAGUCUCACUUCGAUCCAAGAAUGUCCUCUUUGAGCUGGAAGACGGCGCGUUCGAGUGGAAGCUUGGCGUCAUCUACCGUGCCGGCCUCGUUGAGAUGAUGCAGCGCCAGGCGCGCGAGGAUGCUUUCCGUAUCAAGGUCAAAAAGAUUCACGAGGAAGAAGCGAAAAGGGGGUUGUCUAAGAAGCUGCGGGCCCGCUCGGCAGCCCCGCAGGGGGAACCCCCAACGCCCGGCGUCUCUCAUGUUCGAAGCCGCAGCGCCGACCGUGAACGGCGGUCUGGCGGUGAAGGGCACAUGCGCGGGCGGGUGCCGAGGUACGAUCCGGAGGGCGCAUCUCAAACCAUCAGCGGAAAUGCUCGCGUGUCCAUCGCUGAGGCAAGGCAUAAACUGAGCCUGCACAACGCCAAGAGCUGGAAGCGGCGCAUUGACCAGCAGUAUGAGCUCGCCAGGAGUGCAGUCAAGGACAUGCGCUCUCACUUCUGGGGCGUCGACGAGAUCCCGGAUGACUUGGAGGACAGCGAGAAAAUCCUGGAGGUGCCACAACGGCCCGCACUCAUGGCCACGCUCAUCAGCGAUCUGCAGGUCGUUGUUGACAAGCCUUCCUUCGCCAUGAAGGACCUGCCGGACUUCCUUCACAAAGUCGGGAAGGGCAUGCCUAGGGACAUGAAGUACACGCUUCUGGUCCCCAUGAGCCUCCAGGUCAGCAUGGGAGAGGCAAGGGUGUCCCUCAGAGAUUAUCCUCUGCCGCUAUUGCAUGUCCCAGCAACCAAGUCUAGCCAAUCUGCUCGCCUGCCCGCCCUUGCCAUGACAACGGACUUUGUCAUUGCGGAGGAAUACCGGGGUGCAGAGUCGACCCGAACGAUCAGGAUUCCAAUCGUGCCGCCGCGCAACGUGGACCCGAUAGCGUCAAACGAGGGGAGCUUCGCCAUCGACGUGCGGAGGACUGUUGGGCCCGUCAAAACCUUCUCAGACAUGACCAUCGACAUCCACUCUGCCAACCCAACACGCAUCACCUGGGGCCCCUCGUAUCAGCCUGCCAUUCAAGACAUGAUGAUGGCCAUCGAGGCUAUGACCAAGCCGCAGCUCGAUCCCUCUGAGAAGGUCGGGUUUUGGGACAAGAUCCGGCUCAACUUCCACUCUCGGAUCAAGGUGGCGUGGCGUGGCGAUGGCGACGUCCAUCUCGCACUGAAGGGUAGCAGGGACCCUUACCAGGUUACCGGCAACGGCGCAGGGUUCCUCAUGUGCUUCCGGAACGAUGUGAGAUGGAACAUCCACAGCGUUGAUGAUCCCAAGCGCUUCAUGUCCGUCGACAGCGGCGAGUAUGUCCUGGCGAUCCCCGAUUACAGCCAUCAAGUUCGCGAGUCGCGCCGUCAACACGGCGAAGACGAGAGCAUCAUGAGCGGCUCUAGCUAUACCUCUGGCGCAGCUUUCAGGAAGGUCGUCGUGAAACUUUCGGGCAAAGUGCAGUGGCUGGCCGGCCUCGUCUUCGAGCGAGCAAUCGAACAAGGCAAUAGGAGCUUCGAGUUCAAGCCGCAUUACGAGGUUGUGCUUAAGUCUCCGCAGCACGCCAAACCUCAGAACGGUCUUCCGUACGACGCCUUCCGCGGCUUCCGCAGCCAGCACAUUCAUCUGUCCGUGGCUGUCCGCGCUCCGGUCGACCGAGAAUGGUCAGCGUCGGUCACUGAGCCCUCACGCAGCUACAACGCUGUCCACCUGACUCCUCGUUUCUUCACCCACUUCUUCGCCUGGUGGUCUCUGUUCUCCGGGCCCCUUUCACUCCCGAUCCGACAGGGCUCGCUCUGGCCGGGCCGGGAAAAGAACAGCAAAAAGUUUGGAAGACAUCUUGCUACUAUCAAGUACAACCUCCUGCUGGCGCCAUUGUUUCUCAGUCACAUCUACAAGCAUAAGGAUGCCGAGGACUACUCUGAAAAUGCAGUUUCGGCGACUGGCAUCAAGGUCCGACUGGACAGCUUUAUCCUCGACUUGCAUCAGAGGCGAGAAGAGUUCAACACGAAGGACCGCGGCCGCAAGACGCAUGCCAAGACAAGCGGCAUGAAGAUACACGCGGGGCAGCUGGAUCUGGUCUCGGCCGAUAUCCGUGCCGUUUCGGCUAGCAUCCGAGGCACAACAGCGGACUCCGUGAGGAGAAACUCGCUCUCGACGUUCAUCACCGAUCAGGAAGGAGACGGCCCCGACCUCUCCCGCUUCACGAUCCCUGACAACGACUUGACGUGGAUCGACAUGGACGACUUUGUCGAGCUGGAUUGGAUCCUUCCGACCGAACCCAACCCCGACACCAAGAUCCUGCCGCUGGCGUUCGCGCCUCGCAUUACCUACUUCCGCCAGACAGACAUCAACGGUGUCAUCGAUGGUGAUCCCGACCGAACGAGCCCGUUCGGCCAGGAACCUACGCACUUCUGCGUCAUGAGCCAGGACGACGACCCUAGGAGGGUGCAAUCUCAGCUCAUCCGCCGGCGGCUAGAGCAGCUAAACGAGCAGAUGGAGACACACAAGCGGACCCUGGGGGAGAUUGAGCUUCGUCUCGUGCGCGGAGAUGCUGCCGACGCGGACCUCCGGGCGGAGCUUGACGCCCUGAACCAGCACACUGCAGUCCUCUCUGGUAAAAAAGCGUUCCUGCUCGGCAUGCUGGACGAGAUGGCGCCGCAUUCCCCUUCAGCCAGCCAAGAUCGGGAGUCCGCAAACUCGGAGGAGUCAUCCGGGCAUUCUCCGAGCCUCGAUGGGAGCGUACCGACGCCUGCCGCUGCAGAGUUCGCUAGCGACUUCAAGAACCGCUUCGUGGUGCACAACAUGCAGCUGAAAUGGAACAACACUCUGAGGAACAUCAUCCUGCGCUACAUCCAUCAGGUCGGGCAGCGCAGGGGUUUCAUGUACUACCUCUCCCGUCCCGCGGUCAAGUUCAUCCUGGAUCUCGUGGAAGAACAGGCCAAGUCCAAGAAUGGUAAAGGCGGGGGCGUCUCGACCCCAGGAGGCGCGGGCGGCACUCCGGAUGCCAACGUGGCAGACCGCACUGCUGAGAAGGACAUCGAGGCCCGCAUUCAGAGGAUUUUGCAGGACAGCAAGAAGUUCACGAGCUGCGACAACGACGAUGGUGCCCACCCAUCCAUGGCCGAUCUCUCGAGCGGCAUCGCGGACGAGUUCACGACGCAGAGCAGCUACCACGUCCACCUGAUCGCGCCGCAAAUCCAGCUGCAGAGCGAUAAGAACAAGAAACACGUCCUCCUCAGCGCCUCCAAGGGCAUGGAGCUCAAGGUGGUGGACGUCAUGGACAAGAGCAGGAUGUCGGACGACGUCAGCGGUCUGGUCCAGCGACGGUUCCUCGUCACCAUGGACAGCACGCAGUUCUUCGUAACUCAUCAGAAGUGGUUCUCGACGCAGCUGGUGUCCAUGUACUCGGGAAAUACCUACGGCACCCCCUCGGGCUCGUCGUGGCCGCCCUGGGUCCCGAUGGAGGUGAUGUUCGACUUCCAGUCCGACCCCUUCGGUUUCAAGCGUGUCGUGCAGAAGACGUCGGCCAUGCUGCGCUACGACAAGUUCAACACGCUUCGUCUCAAGUACAACGAGGAGGUCAACACCAGCGAGGCCACCGGCGCCGCCGUGCCGGACGCCACCGAGAGCAGGACGGACAACCUCUGGGUCGAGUUCCCGCAGGCCCAUGCACUGUGCAACUCGUCGCAGUACUAUGCGAUCUACGUGAUUGUGCUGGACCUGCUCAUGUACAGUGAGCCGCUGGAGAAGACGCGGAACGAAAGGCUGGAGAAGAUCAUGCUUGCCUCCGACUUCAGCGACCUUAGGGGAGUCCCGGAGAUGGUUAUCAAGCUCCAGGAGCGGGUGCGGCAGCUGGAGGAGAUCAAGACGCACUUCCAGGUCCAUUCCAGGCAACUGGACGAGCAGGGCUGGAAGGACCGGGAGGUCCUCGAGGGCGACCUGGCGGCUUGCGAGGACGAGCUGUUCUUCAUGAUGAAGGCCAUCACCUCGUCGCAGAAGAAGUUUGACAACAGCACCAGCACCGCGCUCCUGAAGUGGAGCAUCAUGGCCAAGGAGAUCGUCUGGCAACUCAUCCGCGACAACAACGAGCCGCUCGUCGAGUUGCAGCUCAAGGACGUCGAGUACGACCGGAUCGACAACUCGGACGGGUCGCACAUCAACCUGAUCCAAGUGGGCAGGAUCCUCGGGCUCAACCUGCUGCCGGACGCCAUUUACCCCACCAUGGUGGCGCCGUAUGUCGACAGAGAUCGGGGCGCAUUCGACCCGGCGACGCAGCCGAUGAUCCGGGUGUACUGGAACAUGCUCGAGGCCAUUGCCGGUAUCCCCGUCAUGGAUCAUUUCGAGGUGACGCUGUUCCCGCUUAAGAUCCAGCUGGAGCGGGAGAUCGGCAAGAAGUUGUUCGAGUACAUCUUCCCAGGCACGGAUGGCGGCGAGGGCUCCAACGGCAAGAACGACUCGCCGUUUAUGCUCAAGCAAUCUGCCCCAGGGGAGGACGAAGACGAGGCUGACGAGGAGGACACGACCGAGCCUGUCCGACUUGGGACUGCCUAUAAAGACAAGGACGACGCGCCCUUUGCGACGCGGGCAGGAUCUCUCGAGCUCCGUCUGCGACCCACGCUCACAUCUGAUCCCGACGAAGCAUCCGUGAAGCAGAAGGCACUCAGCAUCCACUCGGGCGAGGGCACCUCGUUCCGGCUCUUCCGAUCCGGCACUGGGUUUAAGUCGUUGAACAAGAAGCAGUCGCAUGACUCUCUGCGCGUGAGCACCCCGCUACCUGGCGUCGGCCGGUCGUCCACAGGGUUCUCGUCCAAAGACGGCGCCUCGAUCAGCAGCGACUCCAAGAAGUCGUCGCGCUUCACGCUGCGACACAGGUCCACCGAGCCUGAGAAGGCCAAGCACUCGGACGACCUGUCCAAGAUGAUGGAUCGCGCGUCCAACUACAUGACCUUCGCCUACAUCAAGUUGCCCUCGGUCGUGCUCUGCCUCAGCUACAAGGGCAAGGGCGACCGCAACCUCGAGGAUGUGCACGACUUUGUUUUCCGGCUGCCGACCAUCGAGUACCGCAACAAGACGUGGUCCAACCUCGACCUCGCGCUGGCACUCAAGAGCCGCGUCAUCAAAGCGCUCAUCAGCCACACGGGCGCCAUCAUCGGCAACAAGUUCUCCAAGCACCGGCCCAACACGGCCCAACAAUCCAAGCUGCGCGAGCUCGCCACCAACUCGGUCCUCCUCGGCACGCCGACGGCCACCCUCACGCCGACCUCGGCCUCGGUCGACUCACGCGAAGCCAGCGGCGACGACUCGUCCUCGAUCAACUCGUACGCCUAUACCUACGGCGCCGCCAACCCCUCCGCCUCCUCGCCCGCCGUCGCCGCCGCCACCGCCCCUCCCAUCGACUUUUCCCGCUCCCCGCCCCGCUCCAUCCGGCGCUCCCAGACCUCUAUCCCCCUCCCCUCGUCCGCCACGAGCCGCAGCUCGAGCGUGGCCUCGUCGGCGCGCUCACACCGCUCCGGACGGCUCGCCCUCGGCAACCACGUCUCGGUGCAGGCGCAGGGUCACGGUCCUGUACCACUGAGCGCGGGCGGUGGCGGUGGCGGCGGAGCUGCAGUGCCCGGGUUCGUGGUCGCGCCGCCUACGCCUCUGUCUGUGACCCCCCCCGGGCCGCCUGACGGGCAGGGUUUGGGGAGAAGCAGCAGCAGCAGGAGCAGCGGCGGUGGUGGGAAUAGUAAGAGUGGCGGUGGUGGUGGUGGAUUGGGCGCGCUGCUCCGUCCGGCGUCGGCGGGCAGCUGGUCGAGGCCGUUCGGUAAUAACAGUAGCGGCGGCGGCACCGCGGCAGGAGGAGGAGGCGGGAGUCAUAGUCCUGGGAAUCACAGUCAGGGCCCCACCAGCCGGCCGGGGAGUAGUAGCAGUGGCUUGGCUGUGGGAUCGGCGUCGGCGCUGACACGGUCGACUACGGAGGGCGGCAGCAAGUCAGAUGAGAGUCCCGAGCGGAGGAGGACCGGGCGCGGCGGUGCGGGGCUGAGAGAUAAGAUCCAGGCGCUGGCGAACCGGCUGAAGGAGAGGGAGAACACGGUGGUGCUGGUUGGUGGCGGUGAUGGCGCUGAGAAAGGGGCGGAUGAGGGGGAGGAGGAGAACGUGGUGAGCAGGAAGUUGACGAGCGCGAGCUCGAGUAGUCGGGCGAGAGGGUAAUGGGCUUGGGCUCAUACACCAUGGUGGUGGAUGGUGAUGUAAAUAAUUGUUUUUCUUUUUACACGUGUUGUUGGUGGUUUGGGAGAGGCGAAAUACCUUAUAUUAGAGGGAGUGGGAGGCGGCGAGCUGCUUUUAUGGUCUUGCAUUGUUCAGGCGCAUUGGUGGUUUUUUUUGAUUCUAGUCUUACCUAGGAAAUGGCGCUCUGCUUCAGUUGGCUAGCAAUAGAUGCCGGCGGUAUUUUGACUUUGAUUUUGCAUCUGCCCAAGCACCUUGCCUACUGUGACGAGAGAACGACACUGCGUGAGUGAGCGUGGGGCAUGAGUGCUUG
Thermothielavioides terrestris NRRL 8126 is the source of this 10091-nucleotide messenger RNA. RefSeq lists its product as uncharacterized. The record is from RefSeq and is a predicted model, not a curated record. Bases 482 to 9763 code for a protein of 3093 amino acids. The transcript has a single exon. Lineage: Eukaryota; Fungi; Ascomycota; Sordariomycetes; Sordariales; Chaetomiaceae.